Messenger RNA from Boleophthalmus pectinirostris (great blue-spotted mudskipper), 976 nucleotides. RefSeq lists its product as uncharacterized. The record is from RefSeq and is a predicted model, not a curated record. Bases 208 to 903 code for a protein of 231 amino acids. Lineage: Eukaryota; Metazoa; Chordata; Actinopteri; Gobiiformes; Gobiidae. The transcript is spliced from 2 exons.
CAGUCUGGUUUGGUGGUGUCCCAGAGAACUGUGAGAUGCCUUCUUCAGAUUCUCGAUCCAGAUGGGGUAGAGCUGAGGUCACGCCGCCGUCUACGGAGACGUGUGUAUGCCAACCCAGGGCCAAACUUCUUAUGGCAUGUCGACUCAUAUGAUAAACUGAAACCAUAUGGAAUUUGUAUAAAUGGAGCUGUCGAUGGAUUCUCACGUAUGGUUAUAUGGCUACAUGCCUUUUCAACAAACAGUAAUCCCAAAGUUGUUGCCGGGUACUUUGUUAAUGAAGUGAAGGAAAGAGAGGGCGCUCCUAUGAGAAUUCGAUCGGACAUGGGCACAGAGAACUCUGUCCUUGAAGAGCUUCAAAGAUUCCUGAGAAGCAACCAUGAAAACUCAGAUCCCUGUUACAUCACAGGAUCCAGCAAUCAUAAUCAGAGGAUUGAGCAGUGGUGGGGAGUUUUAAGGAAGCACCACGCACAAUACUGGAUGAACAUUUUUCAGGAUUUGAAGAACAAUGAUACAUUCUCAGGAGACUUCCUGGACAAAAAUCUCUUGCAGUUCACAUGUAUGGAAAUAAUAGAGAAAGAAUUACAAGAAGUUGCACGACUUUGGAACACGCACACCAUUAGCUGCAGUCGGAAUACUGCCUGCCCAAGAGGAAAGCCUUUAAUAAUGUACAGACUUCCUCACCUUUUUGGAUGCACGGACCACCUGAAAACUGCAUCAAUGGAACAAAUAGAACUUUGCAGAGAGGAGAUCCUCCCAAGAGGCCCCUACCCAUGUGACGAAUCGGUAUUUGAAAUUUGCUGUUUAGCAAUGGCAGAAAAUAAUCUGCAUCCACCAUCUUCUUCCAAUGAAGCUGUUGAACUCUAUCUUUUUCUGAGAGACUAUAUUCAUAUGUACAUUGUGUGAAAAUGGCAAACUGCUUAACUGUAAUAUUUUCUGAAAGAUCUAUAUGUAUGUCCUAAGAAGUAUAACACACGAU